This is a messenger RNA of Nasonia vitripennis (jewel wasp), 1533 nucleotides long. Its product is annotated as cholesterol 7-desaturase. The coding region runs from base 498 to 899 and encodes 133 amino acids. The transcript has 3 exons. The record is from RefSeq and is a predicted model, not a curated record. Lineage: Eukaryota; Metazoa; Arthropoda; Insecta; Hymenoptera; Pteromalidae.
CAUGGCGGCGCUCGUGAUGGAAGAUCGCAGCAUCGCUUUUCGAUAUCUUUAGUCUAUGUAAUUUAUGAUUUACAGUAACUUUUGCAGUUACUGUUGCAUCUAUUACAUUUUAAUUAUUUUUUAACAAUUUCUUCAAUGUACACUUAUUUUGCAAUAUUAUAAUACUAAAACGCGCCAAAUUUGAAUAAUUUAAAAUUUUUCUUUAGAAAAUUUCAUUUAGAUACAUAUAAUACAACUAAAUAAUUAUAAGUUUUUGUUAAUUUAACAAAUGAUUGUAAGCAUUGUAGGUACAUUUUUGGUUUAUUUAGUUUGGAAUAAAUAUUCUAACAAUGGAUAAUUGAAAUGCUCUAGAAGAAAAUAUAGUUUAUUUCAAAGUGUUGCUCAGUAACAAUUUGCAUAUAUAAUUUUAGAAUAGAGAGUGGUGUAUAGGUCAAGUUGUAGGAGAAGUGGAAUGUCAUUUUUCCAGCUGGUGUUUUUGUGGAGAAUCUGGAAAUUGCAUGAAUAUUGUCUACGUAAAAUUUAAAAUUUUAGCCAUGCCGCCGAAUAUAAAAACCAAAGUAUGGGAAAACGUUGAGGUCAACGGAGUAAUCUUCAUAUGGUAUUACAUAGAAAAUGCUUCACCCUACUGGUGGCUGAAGCAGGAAGAAGCAAUUACAAAAUACCAGCUGCAAUACCAAGGGUGUAAUGAAUUCUAUAUCAAUUGUCAUAUACAAGAUAUUCCUGAAAAUGAUGCAGAUUGGGCCCACUUGGGCAUCGUUUAUGGUCCAGCUAUGCUGCCAACAAGCAGGUUCUCCAGGUUGAUGCAUCACUCGUGGGACAACAUAAUUUGGUCCAAGAAAUCUGACAUGUAUCAAAACGAUACCACUGAUGAAUCUUUGCCAGAGCAGAGCAAAAAUUAGAAAUAGAUUGCCCAGAUCACUCUUAAUCACAGCCUGGUUCUUUUCAAUAAGUUCUCCCUCAUGCAACUCAAAGUACAGGCUUUACAAAUGGGUACAGCUUGUGUGGAAAUGCACUUAUAAAGUAGCUUAGGACCCAUGUUUAUGGUGCAGACUCUAAUGCCAGUACAACCGUUGAUUUAUCAGGUCACCCAGAUGAUGUAUGCUCCUAGUUAUAUCACCCCUUACGCAAAAAUUAUCUUAGUAGCAGAGAGGAUAAUGUUUGAGAGGGACAUACUCAUAUGGAAUUAUAAAAAGUACAUGCAUAAUCCACUGUUAGCAAAGAGAAACAGAUCAAGAUUUUUCGCAGAUGGUUUCAGCAGUUUUACUCGAAGAAUAGUCCAACAUACGACUCAUGAAAGGCCUCAUUAGAUUGGUAAAAUUUUCUGUUAUUUUUGUUUUGGGUAAAUCUACAUGAUGUAACUUAGUCUGAAAACUACUUAAUUGAAGUAAUGCUUUACUUCUCAUAUUUAUUUUGUAUUUAAUAAACACAGGGCCAUCCAGAGUUAUUUUAAUAUUUAUAGUCUCAUUUAACAACUCAAUUUAUCAUAAUAAUUCUGUAACUAGUGAACCUUUUGAAAUAAAUAAUUUAAAACAC